This is a messenger RNA of Nematocida ausubeli, 753 nucleotides long. RefSeq lists its product as uncharacterized. Bases 1 to 753 code for a protein of 250 amino acids. The transcript has a single exon. The record is from RefSeq and is a predicted model, not a curated record. NCBI's taxonomy places the organism in Eukaryota, Fungi, Microsporidia.
AUGUCCAGCACUGAGUCUACAAGUAUGGAUGAUUACUCUGACACUGAGUACUACACAGAAGACGAGAACUAUGACUCACGGGAUGGGUCUGAGCUAAUGGCCUCUAGCGGGAAUAUGCCAGAUCUUUUCACUGUGAGAACGGGUGAGUGCCCCGGGGAGUACGAGCGCAUUGAGCUUCUUAUCAAGCACUCGAAAGUCCUCAAGUCUGGGGGCAUAUCAGAGGAGGAGAAGGCUGCCCUGUUCUCGCACAUGGUGGUCCGGUCUGAGGCAGAGGGUAUUGAGGCAGAGCCAUGGAUUACGUCUUUUUUCUCUGUGCUUCAGUACCCGACUGUUCGCUCUAUGCUGCCCAGCAAAGUGGCAAGUGCAAUUGGCCAGCUUCCAGACCACGAGACUCUGGAUGUGCUGAUUUCCUUCCGCUUCUCAAACGUACCAGAAGAGAUCGUGUAUGAAAUGUACGAGUCAUUCCCUGGUGCGCACAUGCACAAAAAGGACCAGAAAGUGCUUCUUUUGUCGCUGGAGAAGCCCGUGCAGAAGGAAGAGGAGGCUGAGAUAAAGCGCGUAUUCCCUGCCUUUAAGUUCCAGGGCAGCGGAAAGCUGUUCCCCGUUCACACAGAGGAAAUCUUUUUGAUUCUUAAUGCGGAAAAGCCUCUUUUCAGCUGCUUAGUGCACGAUGACACCGCAAUCAAGGGAUACAUUCUAGAUAGAGAAAGAUUCAUUGCUUUCAUAGAGGCAAUGAAGAAGUACUAUACAUAG